Messenger RNA from Ilex paraguariensis (yerba mate), 321 nucleotides. NCBI's taxonomy places the organism in Eukaryota, Viridiplantae, Streptophyta, Magnoliopsida, Aquifoliales, Aquifoliaceae. The record is from the annotation of a GenBank genome assembly.
AUGGCAUUUCAGGAAAAUGGUUCUUUCAUUCAAUGUGGUUCAUACAUCAAUGUAUACAUCUGUCUUCGGUAUUGUCCUCUGUGGUUGACUGUGAUUGCUCUAUGGAUUAUGGUUCUGCUGGUUCUGCUUUCUGCUGGGUUUUCUCUUGCACCUGUGGUGGCCCUUCAAGGCGGUGCUGUUGCACCAGGCUCAGCAGUUUCAUGGGAAGGCUUGGGACUACCUUCCCUGGGCUAUCCUCUUUUCUUCCCUCUUGCGCUUCAUGGUGGACUCUUUGGAUUUGCCUGUUUGUUACCAUUUGCCUGUUCAUGUGUUGCUUUAUAG